AUGGGCGAAGGGAUUGGAGUAGAGACCGUCAGCGGCCCAAAGAAAUCUGUGAAGGACUGGAGUCAGUUUGUGAAUAGGCCUUCCCAGGCACUGGUUAUUAUCGAUAGCGUCUUUUAUAGUUGGGUUAUGGAGUCUCCCUGGGCGCUUGCCGAAGAGAUCAGUCUGGUCAUCUUUGAUGAGGUGCAUAACGCACUGGGAGGCUUCCCGCGAAAGCUUGUGGAGAUGACCCACAAGGUGAGAACUCUCAAUGGUGUGCCAGGCCCAGCUGAGGGCAGCUUUGCGGCAGCGCCGCACCCGCAGAUUCUGGGUCUCACCGCAUCCCCUGUACUACAUUUCACACACUAUGGGACUCUUGUUGAAUUGCUCGAAAUUACUCAGUGCGAGCUCGUCUCUGUAACAGCGAACUUACAUGACUUGCGAGAAAAGGUCCCUAUUCCCACGACAGUUGCGAUGGAGUACAACCUUUCCCCUGCGGAGGCCGCGUUUGAGUUGUACCUUCGCAAUAUGGCCAAUGAAAUACACGAACGUAACGAAGUCGCAAACCACUCGCUUCUUAAGAAAUUACGCAAAUCUUAUAUGGCGACGCCGGCAUACCUAAAUAAAUGCGAACAACUGCGAGCUGCUGCCUUACAAGGGCUAAAUGGAAGGCAUGAUUUGUUUGCCUUUGCCGUGGCUUCAUUCCUCCUACAAGUCUCAAAAGCUCUCAUGGCAUUGGAAGAAGAAUCGCUGGAACAGGCGUACAACUUGGUAGUGCAUAAAAGCGUGUUUGAUUGCCUGCGCAAAGACCGAUACGGCGCGGCCCUGCUUCUGCCGUUUCUCGAAGGUGUAAUUGCGGUGAUGCGACACAUCAGGGAGCGCUACCCGGCCUAUGCUUUGAGGCUGGGUGCUGAAGGUGCGCCUACAAAUUCCCUUACUUUCUCGUCCAAGUUAUUGUUUCUUAUGCAGUUACUGAAGUGGUUUGCUGACUGUGUAGUUUCCGCGAAAGUGGCUUUCCGUGGGAUCGUUUUUUGUGACACACGCGCUUCCGCGUAUCGCAUCCUCGGCGAAAUUAAAAAAACGCACUUCAAUGAUAUAUACAAACCGAGCGCUUUUGUUGGUAAGGGGAAUGCCCUCUUGAACGAUGAAGACGUGCAUAUGACCGAUGCAGCACAGAGGAGGGUGCUGCAGGAGUUCAGAGAAGGCGCGACAAGGCUUCUCUUGGCAACUUCGGUAGCUGAAGAGGGACUGGAUAUUUCCAGUUGCAAUGUUGUUAUACGGUACGAUUCCUGUAUGACGCUCCGCGGUUUUAUUCAAAGUCGCGGUCGUGCAAGGUUACGCAACUCCAUUUUUAUCGUUAUGGAAAAUAUGCGGCGGAAGUGGAAGGUCGCGAAAGUUGCCGCUAAGGCACUGGCGAUACAGGAGGAGCUCGUGAGCAAGGCCAUUAUGGAGCAAAGGAAAAGGCUCACGGUGAAGCAGCAUUUUUGGGAAGCUGACCCACGAUGGUGGCUGCAACAGUUGGCGAAGCAGCCCUGGGCCAUUGUUUGGCAGAAGGAGACAAAAAAUGUCUCUAGUGGCGUAGUGGGUCCCUGGAUAUGUGAGAUGGUUGCUCUUAUUGUGGAACAAAGGGGGACUCCGCGGGAGGGGUCGAAGAAAUACGAGGCAGUUGGAACUGGAUCGCUUUGGAAUGCACGGAGAAAGGCGGAGGCGGCUUUAUGCGAUGCUUUGGGCGAAGCGGGCUGUUUUUCGUUUGCUCCAGAGAUUCUUGCGGGCCCAAGCCAGAAGCUGCUGAAGUUUUUGUCGCGUGAUCUCUGCGUCUGCCAAGCCUCCACUCUUUCUUUGGAGGAAUUGCGGCGUCUUUACGCCCCAGGAGCCAAGGAAGUAAAUGUCUACAACAAGUUUGAGUGGCAUCCACACACACCCUCGGAUUUCCUCUUGGACGAGAUUAGGCGUCGGCGGCUGCCGAAACCCGAGAUCAGCGCGGAACACGACGGCAAACCCGGCACCGUUUGCCUAAGGCUUUCUCGACGGACGCUCACGGGUGAGAUUGAAUCAAAAGAGAUCGUUGAGACAGGAGAUGAACCACUGGAGGCCGCGUCGCUGAAGGCGCUUCGCUUUUUGGGCGUUGUAUUCCUCACAGGUGUGCCAUGCGACAUGACGCAACUCCUCGAGGCGUCGGCCAUGCAGCACGGAGGCGCUAGCGGCAAUGCAGCUUGA
This is a messenger RNA of Trypanosoma conorhini, 2193 nucleotides long. RefSeq names its product putative ATP-dependent DEAD/H RNA helicase. The coding region runs from base 1 to 2193 and encodes 730 amino acids. NCBI's taxonomy places the organism in Eukaryota, Euglenozoa, Kinetoplastea, Trypanosomatida, Trypanosomatidae. Gene Ontology annotation, cellular component: cytoplasm. The transcript has a single exon. The record is from RefSeq and is a predicted model, not a curated record.